This is a messenger RNA of Strongylocentrotus purpuratus (purple sea urchin), 4321 nucleotides long. Its product is annotated as zinc finger protein Aiolos. Gene Ontology annotation, biological process: regulation of transcription by RNA polymerase II. Gene Ontology annotation, molecular function: DNA-binding transcription factor activity; RNA polymerase II cis-regulatory region sequence-specific DNA binding. The record is from RefSeq and is a predicted model, not a curated record. Lineage: Eukaryota; Metazoa; Echinodermata; Echinoidea; Camarodonta; Strongylocentrotidae. The transcript is spliced from 2 exons. The coding region runs from base 289 to 2394 and encodes 701 amino acids.
CCUAGUAAUGUGUGUGGUACAAUAUUAUUUCACUGUGAAUAUAUGGAAUCCAAUCCAUCUUUUUGAUAAAUUUCUGUUUGUCUUGACUCUAAGAAUACUGCUUACAGAUCCUAUACUAAAGACAGUGUUUGUUGGAACAUCUUCGAAUUAUAUUCAGCUCAACCUGGUUCAGUCACACAGUGCCUGAACGUGAAAGGAACUGUGAUUGUGAAUGAAUGAUGUGAAAUUGAAAGCUUCCACUUCGCCAUUAGCAGACAGACUAGGCACUACGUUAUUGUCACUCGUGGAAUGGAGAGCACUCAGCAGGACAAGCCUGACCCAGCUCCACAGGCCAGCUCAGCUUUGGGUAUCCCUGGACAUCCAAGGUCACAGAGGUCAAAAAGUAGUGAUGAUCCCUCGACCAGACCACCCCUUGAAAGAGGCACCCAGCUUAUGAACUAUGGCUCCCAGAAUCCAAUGUUAGUAGUAACAAUGAAACAAGACGAGUCUGCAGUUCCACAGGACUUAUCCAAGCAUGGUAGUCACAUAUCCAGAGAGUCAUCCUCAGAGACCACAGGAACUAAUAUGGACAUGCAGUUUGUUGUCUUGGAUGAUGAUGAUGAAGAUGACAUUGAGGAUGAUGUGAGGGUUGAAUUCAUGCAAACUGAAUCCUUGGACAGCCCUGGUGAGGCAUCAGCAAAUGCUGCAGGAUCAGAAAACAGCAGUCCAGGAUUCCUUCUGAAGUGCAGUAUGUGUGAUCGUGUGUUUUCUAGCCAACAGAGACUCAUGCUUCAUAUCAACAAGCACAUGGGAGCUAAGCCGUAUGCAUGCCCACAUUGCCCUGCUAACUUCAACUCACGGGCAUCGUUUCAAAGGCACAGGCGAUCCCACAAGAGCUCCAUGGCUGAUAUUCAGACACAUACCUGCACCCUUUGUCAUGCUCAAUUCUCAGAUAUUCAGCAUUUGACAGAGCACUUGAAGAUACACACAGAAAAGAGGAGAAGCUGUCCACAUUGUGGAAUCUUCAUUGGUGGUUCUCGCAGCAUGCAAAAGCACAUCAGCAUAGAGCAUCCUGCAAUGGUAAAGACCUAUAAAAAGCACAGACCACCAAAUAUACCUGUUAGGGUUGACCUCCAAUCGGGAAACCCAGACCCAUUGCCUUCAACAUCACAUGAAGGAGAUAAACCUGUGAGUUGUAGACGUUGUGGCAGACAGUUCCAAACAAAUAGGGCAUUACAAGGCCAUAUGAAAGGGCACAGUAGACUUUAUCAGUGGAACCCUCGGAGAUGCAAAUGUGGGGUUCUGUUGGCUGACGAGGCAGAGUAUCAAAGGCACCUGAAGAACUCGUGUUGCACAGCUAUUUCUAGUUCGGAUUUGUUGUCACCGCCUAUAGACUCACCUGGAAGUCUGUCUCCUGUCUCACCAAACAGUGCUGCGCAUUUGAUGGCUGUCUCUGCUCAGAGACAAGCUAAUACCCGUAGCAGGAGUCUAGACUCGUUCUUGAGAAAUCCUCCAGCACCUUUUGCUAUGAUCAGUAGGUAUCCUGCAAGUGCAGAGGGUGCUUUGGUCGAGUUUCCACCAUCCCUUGCAGCAAGAUAUGCGGGAUCGGCACAUUCAAUGGGGAGUCUUCAAUAUGAAACAAGUAGCCCGGUCAGCAAAGAGACACCAAGCAGCCAAAGUGCUUCGGAACAGAGAAGCCAGAGUCCCAUUAACAGAAUCACCAUCAAGACAGAAGCUGAGGAGGAGGAAGAAUGGAGUGAAGUUGUGAACAUUGUACAAGUACAUAGUAACACAACAACAUCAGAGGAACCAUCUGGUGAUGGUGAUAGUAUUCAGGAGCCACAGCCUCACUAUACUUUCAACAGAGACGAAGAAAUAGCUAACAGAGAAAGGACUGAACACCAAGUUGUAGGUUCAGUUACAAAAAGCAGGCAUAAUGAGAAAGAUGAUCAACAUAGGAAAGUUCAGUCUGUGACCCUAGGUGGAACAGAGGCAUCAUCAUCCAGUGGAACCAUGCAAGUAGAUAAACCAAUAGAGCCUGCCAUUUCUCCUAGAUUCUCUGUACCUCAGGGAAAUGAUUCUAGAAAGGGUUCAGACUCUGGUCCAUCUCUUGGGAGAAUGAGCAGUGAAUCACCAAAUAUGCAGAUUUCAUCUUCCCAGUCCAGUCACCCACCUCCUCCUCACCCUCUGGUCAAUUCAUCCUUGCUGGGGGAUAGAGACCAGGAGGGGUUACCAUGGAGAUGUUCCUUCUGUGGUAUCACAUUUGAAGACAGUUUGAUGUAUGUCAUACAUAAGGGAUGUCAUGAACCAGGGUCUAGCUUCCGAUGUAGUAUGUGCGGAGAACAGUGCGCUGAUAAGGUCACCUUUAUGCUACAUUUUGUUAGAGGGCAGCACACAAAACCAACUCAUGUAUAACUUGAAGGGAUACUCCUGUAAUUUGUUUUUGACUUGGCUUUUUAAACAAGUUUUUUUUACAACCUGAAAGCUUGUCCAAGGCUUGCCUGACAUAGCAACAAGUAAUUUAUGCAGGUUGGAUUCCAAUUAUAGUAGUUCAUUUAUUAACAAUAAAUUAAUGGAAUAACCCUUCACUAGUAUACAUGUACUGUACAUGUAGGUCUCCAGGAAAGAAACAUCAAUACAGUAAACCAGUCUAUUAGCCAAAUACAUAUAUAUUUUAUUUUUAAUAUACAUGUAUUAUACAAAGAAACACUAUAUAUAUAGCAAUUGACAGUGAAAUUAUAUACUCUAUUAAAUACUGAAUCAGUCACACUUAUUCAAAAAUGUGUAAUUGCUCGCAUCUAUGUGUCUGUGCUCAUUACUACAUGUCAUGUACAUGUAUCUAAUAAUUGAGUAUUUAUUAACAUUGUAGUUCUUUCAGUAAUUUAAAAAUAGUUGUAAUGGUCAUGUGAUACGGUAGAUCAAAGAGAGUUAGCAAAGCCCGUUAUAUGAUAGACUUGUUCACAUAUGGUAUUCCAUUUUAUAGUGAAUAAUUUCUUUCCAAAGAGUCCUGUUAGUAACUUCUGCACUUCCAUGUUGCAAGUUUAUGUAUUUCAAUAACUAGAAUGCAGUUUGCAUACAUUGCUUGUUUCUACCCUGGCUAGCAUUGAAGGUUGAGUACCAUUGUUCACUGUUUCAGAUGCAAGCCUGAAAUUUUGAUAGUUAAAAUUUUGUGAACUGUUUGCACUGAUCUUUUCACAGAUGAAAGAGACAUAGCCGGCCUGUAUUCUGCUCAAAUGUGUACAUGGUCUUUAGUUUAAAGUCGUGUUUUAGCAAAGGAAUUUAGCCCCUGCAGGGGCUAAGUUUUCAUUUUGUUACACAGAACUUUAGACCGAGCAUCAGGUUUUAGUACAAUUCCAAGUUUCCACCCUUCAACUUCAAUAGCUGUGUAAGGAUGCGCAUGUAAAAAAGGAUCCAAUAUACAUAUAUUUAUUACAAUGCAUGUUGCAAUGCACAUCGUCAUGAAUUUGAAAUGCGGCAGACAGAUUUUGAAGCAACUUGUUGAGAUGACAAUGUUCUGCCACUGUACAGUCUUUGUUUAUACACGUGCAUGUUUGAGCUAACAUUCAGUAGAGUAAAUUGAAUAAGCUUUUGGAUGGUUAUAAUUGUAUUCUUUUUCAUUGGUUAACACACCCAGAUGAGAUAUAUUGAUGAUUGGCCAAACUGAAACGAUAAUUGUGAUUAUGGUAUGCUUAGAAAUGGUUACAUUGGCGCUUGCUAUUUGGUGCACCUCUCUGUAAGUAUUUGAUGUAAAAAAUGGCGUUUCUCUGAAUCAGAUUGUUAAUAUCAGAAUUCCAAUUCUUAGAGAUCCUUUUGAAUGUGAACUUUUAUGUAUUUCUAUCCAAGAUACAUGUACCGGUACUUAUUUUCAUGAUUAGGCAAGAUACUUAAUACCAUGCCAAAACAAUUAGAAAAAUUAAGUUUGAAAGAAAGUCUAUUUUCAUUUCUGUGUCAAAAAGAAUAUGUGCUUUGUGUCUGCAAAGUGUUAUUCAAAUUUAUGUAAGAAAAUUCUGUUAAAGCUUUAUGUGAUGUGUGUGUGUGUGUGUGUGUGUGUGUGUGUGCAUUUAAGAGAAAUAUACAUUAUAUCACUAUUCAACUCUACAGUCUCUGAUAUUAUAAUUCUUUAUGUAUACUACUUACAUGUAGAUUUGAAUGAUAUGUGAUACAAAACAUCUAAAAGUUUUACCAAAUAUGAAAUGUUGUUUAUAAUUCAGGAGUAUAGGAGUACACUAGGCAGUUAUAAAUGUCAAAUAUUAUUUCAUAUUCCGUUCUCUAUUUGUGUCAAAGAAAUGUCUCAGAGACUAUAUCAUUCACUUAAACAAGAAAUGUUGCUACAAAAAUAUAA